GUCCGUGCUGGAUGCUGCGAGCAUCCUCCUCCUCCUCGUGACGUCAGCACGCAGCAUCAACUGCGAGUCCGCGGUCGGCGAGUCUUCUCCAGGUCGCACACAGACGGAGGAGUGUUACGCCUCAACAUACAGCUGCUAGCCGCAUACGCUGGAGAAGAUGGCUGCCCAGGAAUUGCAGCCCAACGAGACGCUGGCGACGCUGAAGUCGGAGUCCGAUAACUUGAAGACCAAACUGGAGGAGGAGAGGGCGAAGUUACACGAUGUCGAACUGCACCAGGUGGCGGAGAAGAUGGAGGCGCUCGGGCAGUUCGUCAUGAAGACCCGGAGAACCCUGAAGGGCCACGGGAAUAAAGUGCUGUGCAUGGACUGGUGUAAAGACAAGAGGAGGAUCGUGAGUUCCUCUCAGGACGGGAAAGUAAUUGUUUGGGACGCAUUCACCACCAAUAAGGAGCAUGCUGUGACAAUGCCCUGCACGUGGGUGAUGGCCUGUGCCUACGCUCCGUCCGGGUGUGCGGUGGCUUGUGGCGGUCUGGACAAUAAGUGCUCCGUGUAUCCGCUGUCUCUGGACAAGAACGAGAACCUGGCGGCCAAGAAGAAGUCCGUGGCCAUGCACACCAACUAUCUGUCCGCAUGCAGCUUCACCAACUCAGACAUGCAGAUCCUGACGUCCAGUGGGGACGGCACGUGUGCUCUGUGGGACGUGGAGAGCGGUCAGCUGCUGCAGAGUUUCCAUGGACACGCCGCCGACGUGCUCUGCCUGGACCUGGCGCCCUCAGAGACCGGAAACACCUUCGUCUCCGGGGGCUGUGAUAAGAAGGCCAUUGUGUGGGAUAUGAGGUCAGGCCAGUGCAUCCAGUCCUUUGAAACUCAUGAGUCAGACAUCAACAGUGUCAGGUACUACCCCAGUGGAGACGCCUUUGCUUCGGGGUCAGAUGAUGCCACGUGCCGACUCUAUGACCUGAGGGCCGACAGAGAGGUGGCCAUUUACUCCAAAGACAGCAUCAUCUUCGGAGCCUCCAGUGUCGACUUCUCGCUCAGUGGUCGGUUGCUGUUUGGCGGCUACAACGACUACACUAUCAACGUGUGGGACGUGCUGAAAGGCACUCGUGUGUCCAUCCUGUUCGGCCACGAGAACCGGGUCAGCACCCUGCGGGUCUCUCCAGACGGAACCUCGUUCUGCACCGGGUCCUGGGACCACACCCUACGGAUCUGGGCCUGAGUGUGUGUGUGUGUGUCACAUGCUGUAUCACUAUAUGUGUGUGUGUGUGUGUGUGUGUGUGUCAUGGAGAAGACUCAACUACUACUCCCGGCAACAUUGUCAGAUCACAGUUCAUUUGGACAUCAUAGAGACAUAGGCCUAGACCAAUCAGUAGCGCUGCAGAGGCCCCUCCCACUCUCCUAUGGGACAGACACAGAGGCCCCUCCCACCCUUCCACAGAGGCUCCUC
Sardina pilchardus (European sardine) is the source of this 1447-nucleotide messenger RNA. It is a transcript of the gene gnb5a, whose product is annotated as guanine nucleotide binding protein (G protein), beta 5a. Gene Ontology annotation, molecular function: signaling receptor complex adaptor activity; protein binding. Bases 158 to 1219 code for a protein of 353 amino acids. The record is from RefSeq and is a predicted model, not a curated record. NCBI's taxonomy places the organism in Eukaryota, Metazoa, Chordata, Actinopteri, Clupeiformes, Clupeidae. Gene Ontology annotation, biological process: G protein-coupled receptor signaling pathway; G protein-coupled dopamine receptor signaling pathway. The transcript is spliced from 11 exons. Gene Ontology annotation, cellular component: heterotrimeric G-protein complex; cytoplasm.